AUGAUGUCCCUCAUCGGCAGUGGGCUCACGGGCGCCAUCAUUGAGUCUGACCGGAAGUUAGAAAAACGAGUCCCCAGGGAAACACGCUGUCUGCUUCUAGUUCCUGAUGUAAAUGUGUCUCUGGAAAUGAAUACCGACGUGCGCUAUUCCUUAUCUCCACGUGGAGACGCACCCCUGAGGCAGAGCGGAGGUCCUGACGGCUCCGUACUCAGCUCGCCUGCCUCGAAGGUGCAGUUCGCGGGGGGCCUCACUCCCGGGGGCUGGGGACCUGAAAUGUGA
This is a messenger RNA of Rangifer tarandus platyrhynchus (Svalbard reindeer), 279 nucleotides long. Lineage: Eukaryota; Metazoa; Chordata; Mammalia; Artiodactyla; Cervidae. The record is from the annotation of a GenBank genome assembly.